AUGCCCAAAGCAAAAAACAGCUCCAAGCCAAAGGGAAAGGUUUAUUCGGUGCCGACGGCGCGGCGCCAGAAAGACGGCGGGGUGCCCAAGCUCACGGCGCUGAAGAGCAAGGCGCAGACCGGCCGCUUCGCCAAAGCAAGGCCCGAAAGAGCCGGCGGACCAACUUCGAUCCACGCGCUUGCCAGCACGUCCCGGCAUGCAGGAGAUAACUUUAUCGAAGCCGUGGAGGAGGACUUGGCGCCCGUCGACGCGUCGCUUACAGUCCGCGACAGCUCGGCCAAGGCUUUCAUGCGCGAGCUGCGCAAGGUUAUUGAGCGUGCGGACGUCAUUAUCCAGGUGCUUGAUGCGCGUGAUCCGGAGGGAACGCGAUCCAAAUGGGUCGAGGAGGAGGUGCGCAAGCGCGACUCGAAGGGCAAGAAGCUCAUCUUUGUCAUUAACAAGAUCGACCUUGUGCCCAUCGACAAUCUCCAAUCCUGGCUCAAGCACCUGAAGCACACAGCCGCAACCUGGCCAUUCAAGAGUUCGACCCAGUCCCAGCGCGGACAUCUCAGCCAGGCGACAGUGCCGCUCACAGCCCAGAGCGUACCCGGACAAAAGCAGACGCUGCGCGAGCUCCCCCAGACCAGCUCGAGUAUGGGCGCGACUGAGCUCCUCGGCGCGCUCAAACAGUACGCACUCAGCACUCCUCAUUCGGCCCUGACUGUGGGCGUCGUCGGAUACCCGAACGUCGGCAAGUCAUCGCUCAUCAACUCCCUCAAGCGCUCACGCGCUUGUGGCGUCGCCGCUAUGCCAGGCAAGACUCGUGUCGUGCAGGAGGUUGUGCUUGACAAGGGCGUCAAGAUUCUCGACUGUCCCGGUGUUGUGCUCGAGGACAUCCGCGACUUGGCGAGCGGGGACAGUAAGCGGAAACAGGCCGAGAUGAUGCUCCGUAACGCCGUCAAGGCCGAACUCGUCGAGGACCCCGUCGCGCCCAUCGACGUCGUGCUCGAACGCGCAGACCCCCAGCUCCUCAUGAACCUCUACAACCUGCCUCCAUGGGACGACACGAAGGACUUUCUCAUCAAGCUCGCCCUCACGCGCGGUCGCCUCGGGCGUGGCGGCAUUCCAGACCUCGAAGCCGCAGCUGUACAGGUUCUGCGUGACUGGAACUCGGGCAAGAUUCCAUACUACACCCGUCCGCCGGCUGUGCACACGUCGAGCAAACCACAGGAGGCGGCUGAGGCGGCCGACGCCGACGCCGACGUCGCCAUGGACGGUGCGCGCGUCGGCGACGCCAAAAUCCUCAACAACCUCAGCGAGGCGUUUACCCUCGACGGGCUGUUCGACGACAUCGGCGGCGAGGGCGACUGGGACGGUGAGGAGGGCGACGCCGGCUUCGUCGCUGACGAGAUGGAGGAGGACGUCGCUCCUCCAUCAGCGCCCGCCUUGGCCCCAGUCGCGGCGUCGGCCUCGGCAUGGGCCGGCGCAUUCUCCCCUGCAUCGUCCGCCUCCUCCCCCGUCGGCCGCUCCAUUUCCCUCUCCCCCCCUCCCUUCCCCACAUCAACCUUCAACCCCUCACUGAAGAACACACGUACCUUCAACGCCCCCGCCCGCGCCGCAGCCGAUCCAACCCGCCUCUUCACCGCCGAGGAACGCGCCGCCCUCCCAACCAUGAGUGGGGACAAGCAAAAGGCGAAGAAGGAAGCGAAGAAGGCCAAGAAACGUCGUGCGGCCGCCGAACAAACUGAAGGCGAACUCCUCCUCGGCUUUAUGGGGAUGGACGUCGACGAGACGGCCUACGAGCCACCCAAGACCGCCAAGCAGCGCCGCAUCGAGAAGAAGGAGCGUAAAGAGGUACGUGAGGUGCGCCAGGUGGACGUCCAGGUAGCCAAGGAACGCGACUUUGCAAGCUUCCUGGCGGCCAUGGGUGAGGACGAGGACGAGUUGUAG
Messenger RNA from Cutaneotrichosporon cavernicola, 1929 nucleotides. RefSeq lists its product as uncharacterized. The transcript is spliced from 3 exons. The record is from RefSeq and is a predicted model, not a curated record. Gene Ontology annotation, cellular component: nucleolus. Bases 1 to 1929 code for a protein of 642 amino acids. NCBI's taxonomy places the organism in Eukaryota, Fungi, Basidiomycota, Tremellomycetes, Trichosporonales, Trichosporonaceae. Gene Ontology annotation, molecular function: GTP binding.